AUGAUGCAUCAUUCUUCUUCUUCCUCCUCCUCCACCACCACAGAUUCCGUCAAUGGCUUCUACAACUUUCUCACUCACAGUCUUGACGAUCUUUACGGCGAAAAAUGGCUUGAUGAGUAUAUGGAUGAGAGUGAACGCCUUUGGGAAGUAUGUCAUGUCUUAAAGUCAUGCAUUUCAAACAUGGAAAACUAUUGUUCCAUGGGGGUGAACAUGCCUUCUAUCCUUGAAAACAUUGACUCCAAUCCACAACUCGCACGUGAGGUGUCUAGAGCGAUCAACCGUUGCCAAAGGGAGAGAGUUAGAUUGGAGGAAGAAAACAAGAGCUUAAUAGAGACAAGAAUUAAACCAUUAAUGAUGCAAUUCGAUGAAAGUGUAUUAAUCCAAUCAAAGUUUAAUGGGUUCAAUGGCUUUAGAGGAGCACUAUAUGCAUUAAAAAACAUAAGCUCAUUACUUUUUAAGAUCAUGGUUAAUGGCCUAGCUUAUUGCUCCAAUGAUUCAAGUUUUUCCUCUUUGUCCAACAUGAAUACCACUUGUUAUAAUGUAAAUCAUACGGUUUCUGAGACAAGUUUUAUGGUCUCGGCAACAAGAUUGAUGGAGAGAGUGAAGGAUUGCGGAGAGGGGCAAAAUGGUAUUUUACUAUAUGAGUUUCGCAAUACGGGAUAUGCCAUGGAUGAGUUGCAAACAAAGUUGGAUAGAGUUAUAGGGUGUGAAAUGGGAUUUGAUAUAAGUGAGAGGGUUGAAAAUUUAAAGAGUUGUGUUGGAGGGUUGCAAUAUGGAAUUGAGAAUAUGAUUGUGCAACUUGAUGAUUUUUUUGAUGAAAUUGUUGAAAGUAGGAAGAAACUCUCAGAUUUAUGUAUUCAUACCUCAGAUGUUUAG
This is a messenger RNA of Lactuca virosa, 876 nucleotides long. NCBI's taxonomy places the organism in Eukaryota, Viridiplantae, Streptophyta, Magnoliopsida, Asterales, Asteraceae. The record is from the annotation of a GenBank genome assembly.